AACCCAAAAUCAGAGCUGUUAAAGCCAAGAAAAAGUUCAGUAGCAAUUUUCUACAUUCCCAUUUUAUAGAAACAAAACCAAAAUUUCAAGUUAACAAAAUUUUAGGAAAAACAAUAUUCAUUCUGGUAACCAUGUCGAAGGCAACGAAGCUGCGCUUUGCGCUGAUCACCGAGGAUGUUCUGGACAAGCUGCGGCCGCGAUCUCAGUCGGAAAAUGCCCGAUCUAAGUACAUGGACGAGAUAUAUAUGGUUAUUAGGACGGCGGUCAACGAGGCUGUGGACGAGAAGUUGCAGCAGUUGAGCACGACUAUUAAUCAGAUGGUCGAGGAGAGGGUUCUUAAGAUUCUGGAGCAGCACGGUUUCGGCAGGUCCAUGGCGGGGGGCAGUGGCUCGGUUGGAAGGAAAAGAGAAAGGGAUCAUAAGGAUGUCCAGGAGAAGGAAUCAGCCAAGGGGGCAGGCGAGUGCUCCAGUGCCUUGAAGUUGGCCAAUCUGAAGCGUCGUCGACCCAAGAAGAAUAACAAUCCAAGCGUGACCUUCGCCACCGAGGAACAGUUAGCCAAGAAACCCCGGACAAAGGCCCAGAAAAUCACCGUAAUGCCCAUCCAUCGGGAGAACCAGGUGAAGAACACUCCCUCGACCGGCAAUAAUGCUCCUUUGCUGCCAACUCCGCCACCACUCCACAUGGAUCACAAUGCCCUGGAUGCUGAGGAUGACGAUGAUGAUAACUUCUCGGAUGUGGAGGAACCCUCCAUCCUCACCAUCGCCGCCAAAUAUCUCAAGAAACUCGAGGACUCCCGUCGUCGCAAGCAGCAGCAGCAGCAUUAACUUUUCGACCUUACCCCUGAAAUUGUUGGUCUAGAAAAAUGGAAAGCCAUCUAUAUGGUAGUUUUCAAAUUGCUUCAAGACCCCCAAUUUCCGGGAAUACCUUUCCUUCGUAUAUCCUUAACUCUUUCGAUCAAUUUCCAAAGAGUGCAUAUACUAUAUAGGAGCCAUCGACUAAUGGAGCGGGUAAAAAUGUUAAUAAAUUGAGACAGAGUCAAGUGAUUUUAUACGGUCUAAAUCUAAUAUUUGAGAUAUAAAAACCAAAUGUAAAUUUAUUGGGAUUAUCAUGUAGUCGCUAAAUUU
This is a messenger RNA of Drosophila subpulchrella, 1124 nucleotides long. RefSeq lists its product as uncharacterized. The record is from RefSeq and is a predicted model, not a curated record. Lineage: Eukaryota; Metazoa; Arthropoda; Insecta; Diptera; Drosophilidae. The transcript has a single exon. The coding region runs from base 132 to 824 and encodes 230 amino acids.